Molecule: messenger RNA, 1938 nt
Organism: Armigeres subalbatus
Lineage: Eukaryota; Metazoa; Arthropoda; Insecta; Diptera; Culicidae
Product: ionotropic receptor 75a-like
Exons: 6
Cellular component (GO): membrane
Molecular function (GO): ligand-gated monoatomic ion channel activity
Source: RefSeq, a predicted model, not a curated record
GGAAGACAUCUUACUUCAAUAGUUUUUUUUUUAUAAUUGUAUGUGCCAUAAGUCAGCAUGGAAGGCUCAAUUCAUGUCACCCAAUUGAUACUCAGUUACUUUUCUGUCACCAAUCUUAAUUAUAUUACAGUUUUACAUUGUUGGGAGCAUGCAGAAAGCCAGGAUUUUGUAAGGGCCGCCUCCGAAUCAGCAUUUUUUGUAGAUUUAGUGAACCUGGAUGAGGAUGCUUUUGGCGUAAAUCGCAUAACGGAUAAAUUUCGAACUGACGUUGGAGUGGUUUUGGAUUUCGAAUGCGCUGGAAGCGAUGAACUCAUAUUGAUGUGCAUACAUCAUCACUGUUUUUCAACGUCAACUUUUUGGCUCAUAGUAGAUCGCCAUUCCAAUGGUACCAUUUUCGACUUUCUUAUGAACGUGGAUCUGUACGUAGAUUCCGAGAUCAAAGUACUCACCAGCGAUGGUUUGUUCGAUGUGUACAACAAUGGACGUCCUCUUGGCGGCCAGUUGAAUAUAACCCUCGAUAGGGACAUUAUUCCGGAUACUAGCUGUUUAGGUCCCAGUCGAUUUGACGGUAAACCCAAAUAUGAACAUCGUCGAACGCUUUCGGAUUUGACGAUGAGGGUAGGAACCGUGUCGCAGAGAUUCCCGCUGUUGAACCACUCGAUAGAGCAGAUUGUCACCCAUCUGGAAUCGGAUAAGGAUCGUCACAUGGAUCAUGCCGUGCGCUUCGGCCAUCGACUGAUCAAAGCUUUGCAUUCGACUUUGCGUUAUAAUGUUCGCUAUAUUCACUACGACUGCUGGACGUUCAAUGAUUCUACUGGGGGUAUUCUGGGCGCACUGGUUAACAGGGAGAUUGAUCUUUCGUCAACAGGCUUGAUGACAAAGAUCAAAAGAAUGGAACACCUUGCAAGCGUUAUGAGUUACAUGACCUUUGAAUUGAUGUUCGUCUUCAAAACUCCGGAGAGCACUCAACUGACCGAUAACGCCUUCAUCAGACCAUUUUCGACCAACGUUUGGCUCAUGAUUUUGUUGACCAUCGUACUCGGCAGCAUUGUCAUGAAGUUCAGCUUCACCGCAGAGUACAAACUAAGAGAUAACUUCAAUGCCAAGGAGAACCCACCUUUUAUGAGCUUGAUCGUCGAAUUUCUCGGAAACUACUGUCAGCAAGGAUCACAAUACAUGCCGGAAAGCUUAUCUGGAAGGGCAAUGCAGCUUUUCAUGCUGCUAUGCACCCUGAUGGUAUACAAUUAUUACACAUCGGAAAUAGUGUCGGAUUUGAUCGGAAGCCAUAAGGAAUCAGAUAUCAAAUCGUUGGUUCAGCUCGCUAACAGUCACAUUGAGUUGGGUAUCGAGAACGUAACAUAUGAGAAGGCUUUUUCUACUUUCUUCUUUUCCUAGGAGUCUCACCUACCCGACGUGGACUACCUCACCAAGAAGAAAGUUACCGAUAAAACCUUCGUCAACUCAUCGGUGGGCCUCCAGCGAGUGCGUCGAGGCGAUUUCGCCUACAACUGCGAACGGAAUGUGGCUUACAAUCUGAUACGGGAUACGUUCGACUCGACGGAAGUCUGUGACCUCAACGAGCUAGAAAGCAUGCCAACGCAGUUCGUGGAUCACGUGGUGCGCAAAGAUUCGCCCUUCCGUGAGCUGUUCAGAGUAAAGUACACCCGAAUGUUGGAGGUUGGCAUCAAGAAGAAGUUUUCCGAUUAUUGGGUGGCCAAGAAACCGGAAUGCUUUUCUGGAAGUAUUAUAUCCAGUGUGACCAUAGCCGGUGCUUUGCCGAUAUUUGUCCUACUUGGUUUCGGGUUGUUCCUAUCGGCAGUGGUUUUCGGAGCAGAAAUUUUGACGCGGUUGAUUUCUGAACAUUCUUCCAGGGCGUUCAUGGAUAAAACCUUUGAAAAGAUCACUGCGGAUGGAAAAGUGAAAAAGAAAUUCCUGUAA